This is a messenger RNA of Wyeomyia smithii (pitcher-plant mosquito), 3711 nucleotides long. RefSeq lists its product as uncharacterized. The transcript is spliced from 3 exons. Bases 1573 to 3711 code for a protein of 712 amino acids. The record is from RefSeq and is a predicted model, not a curated record. NCBI's taxonomy places the organism in Eukaryota, Metazoa, Arthropoda, Insecta, Diptera, Culicidae.
CCUUUGACCUUGCGGUUUAUUUAUAGUCUGUGGAUGCAUGACGAAUCGGAUACAGAUACGUUUCAACUCAAAACACAAAGAAAUUUCAUAGCUCAUAUAAUCACAUAUGCCUGCUGUCGCGAUCUUUCAUCGCUUCGCACUUCGGUCCAACCCUUUCAAUGCGAAACGCAGCGGUCAAAGUGACACACAGCCCUGUGCGUUGUCAAGGCGCCACUGGCUGUCACUACAGAACGUCAGCAGAACGGAAGAACGAGGGAAAAAAGAAAAAAAAAGAUUCUGACGACUGGAGGUGUGAACGAAAACGUGCGGCUAUUAAAAUUUGCUAAACUAACAGUUUACUUAUAUAUCUAUACACGAAUAGUUACUAAAAUUAUUAAAAAUUGGAACACUAAAUAAAACUAAGUGAAAAAUUAAAAGCAUAAUUAAAAUUGUGAAGCUAAAACUAACGAUCUAAUAGUACGGUCCUAAGUACGGUCUAAAAACGAGCUGCUGCCCGAAUGUCUACGGGAGAAUUCAACAAAUAAUUAACGAAAACAGAACCGGAAACAAUAUUGUCACUGAUUGCCUAGGAAAACGAGUUAAAAAAGAGGCAUUAAACGAAUUUUUUAACGUUACGUUGCGUACGCUACAAUCUACAAAAUAUACGUUAUCAAAUCGGAAAAAACUGUCUUUCUCGUUGCAUUUGCAACAUUUUAAAAAAUUCGUUUAGUCGCGAUCGGGGCGAGCUUAAAUAUGCCGAGAGAUAGUCGAGCUAAAGGGCCUAAGCCGGGUGUGAGUUGGGGAGAGUGCAAUGAUCCGGAUAAUAGUCAAAUGGUGUGCUGCGACGAAUGUUGCCGAUGGUUUCAUUUUAAGUGCGUAGGUGUCGAUGAAGGAAUCGAAGACGUAGACUGGAGUUGUUCGUCGUGCGAAGCGGAGCGUACAUCCCAGGACGCAUCGGUCCCCACUACGAUACCUGCACCGGGUGGAGCGGACAAAAAAUCGUCAAGCAACCAACAACAACAGAGCUUGCAACUUCAACAGUUGCAAAGAAUGAUGGAUCAAAUGCACAGUAGGUUCGAAGGACAACAACAAGCGUACGAAAAAUUGCUACAAGAAAAGGACCAAGAGAUGCAGAAUGCAGUAAGUGACCUGCGCCAAUUCCAGAUUCGAUUAAGGGAAAAAGAGCAACAGGUCCGAGAGGAGUUGAAGGCUCAGACUGUCGUACCUCCACCAAAUGCGAAUUCAACUGCAGUAGAAAGUGGAAACCAUGUAGCUGCAGAUAUGUGCAAGGCGGUCGAACGAAUGGAGAAACAGCUUCAGGAGAUGGCAAAUAGACAGGAUUCCGUAGCCAAAAGUUUAGAUGAACGUUUGAGGACGAUAGAAGUGUCUCGUCAUGCUUAGGUACUAAGCAACCGCAGUAAUCUAAACGUCAAUGCGUAUCCUUUCGACCCGAACCAACGUUCGGAUUUGUCUCAUGAGCUGAGCGGAAGUCAACUUGCUGCGCGCCAUGCAGUGGCAAAAGAGCUCCCGAUCUUCACUGGUAAUCCUGAGGAGUGGCCUCUGUUUAUUGCCUCGUAUGAAAGUACCACCAGAAUGUGUGGCUACAGUAACGAGGAGAAUCUGCUGCGACUCCAACGUUGUUUAAGAGGAAAGGCACUCGAAGCAGUACGUAGUCGUUUGUUAUAUCCAGCGGGGCUUGAAGGCGUUAUAAACACAUUGCGAACGCUAUUCGGCAGGCCGGAAGUAAUCGUCUACUCUUUGGUAUGCAAAAUUCGGGAAAUGUCAUCGCCGAAGACCGAGAAACUCGGAACUUUAAUCGAUUUCGGAGUCGCAGUACAGAAUAUGUGUGCCACAAUUGUAGCCUGUGGGUUGAAUGAUCAUCUUUGUAACGUGGCACUCCUUCAAGAACUUGUCGAGAGACUACCACCAUCUAUCAAACUGGACUGGGCGAGACGACGCCAAACAUUGAAUGCAGUUACGCUAGCGGAUUUCAGUGACUGGCUCGGUGAGCUGGUUGAAGCAGCUUGCGUGGUUUCAGUCCCGUCAUCAAUUGGCACUUUCAUUGGAAAACCUGAGAGACGUGGUCGUAAGGAAGAGGUAUGUGUACACCUUGAAUCUAGUUCGAGCUCAGCGUCCAACACAGGGACCCCCUACAGCCAAACGGCGAAACCGGCAAAUAAACAAUGCGUCAUCUGUCACAGUGUGUGCAGUAAGGUGGAGAACUGUAAAAAGUUUCUGGCAUUUGAUGUGGGAGCCAGAUGGACAGCAUUGAAGGAAAAUAAACUAUGCCGGAAGUGUUUGACGAAGCAUUUUGGAGCGUGUGCGAUUAAACAAGUUUGCGGCAGAAACGGUUGUUCUUAUCUGCACCACAAGCUGUUACACGAUGACUCUAGAUACCAGCGGAAUGCAAAUUCUCCACCAUCAACUUCAUUAGAUGCCACGAAAAAUAAUACCGCAAGCUGCAAUACUCAUGUCAGUAAGACCUCUGAGAUUCUUUUCAGAUACGCUCCGAUAGUCGUUUAUGGAAGGGGAAAAUCUGUUCACACUUUCGCUUUCUUGGAUAAAGGCUCGUCAGUAACUUUAAUGGAGCACGGCCUUUUGGAAGAGCUGGGAAUCGAAGGCGAAUCAUAUCCGUUAUGUCUGGGAUGGACAGCGAAUCAACAACGGCAAGAAGCUAAUUCCGUAAAACUUGCGUUGGAGAUUUCUGGAGCGCAAAACACGAGGAGGUAUUGGAUUCCGAAGGUGCAUACUGUUGAAAAUCUUGCUCUACCGCGACAAACUUUGAAAAUGAACGAACUGGUACACCGAUACGAUUAUUUGACGGAUUUACCAACUGACUCAUAUCAGAACGUUCAACCAAGGAUACUCAUCGGAGUAGAUAACUGCUACCUGGGACAUGCGCUGGAUAGCAGAGAGGGAAUGAUACAUGGACCGAUUGCUGCUAGAACACGUCUAGGUUGGAUAAUCUUUGGACCGUUGUCGACAGCUGCUCCAGCGGUAUCGGACUCUCUGGCGUGUAAUAACCUCCAUAUAUGCGAGUGCUGUGAGCGAAAGGAUGCAGAACUACAUAACACGGUAAAAGCAUAUUUUUCGUUAGACAGUCUCGGAGUUGCGCGUUUUACCAAGCCACUUUUAUCAAAAGACGAUGAUCGAGCGGUACGUUUGCUGGAAUCGUCGACCCAGGUGAAAGGUAGGCGAUAUGAAACUGGAUUACUCUGGCGUUACGACAAUGCUCAACUACCGGACAGUAAACCAAUGGCAAUGAAGCGGUUGAUGUGCUUAGAGAAGCGUAUGCAAAGAGAACCCGAACUGGCACGAGUUUUGAAGGAGAAGAUAAACGAUUAUCAGCGAAACGGAUACAUCGGGAAGUUGACAAAGACUCAACUGUCCGAGGAAUUCCCGCGUGUCUGGUAUCUCCCAAUAUUUCCCGUGGUUAACCCAAACAAGCCUGGAAAGCUUCGCAUAGUCUGGGAUGCGGCUGCAAAGGUGGCUGGAACUUCGCUGAAUUCAUUUUUACUCAGUGGUCCGGACCAACUUACUUCUCUUCCGUCUGUGUUACACCGUUUCCGGGAGUUCCGAAUUGCUGUUACGGGUGAUAUCCGCGAGAUGUUCCACCAGGUGUUGGUGAACAGAAUCGACCAGCAAUGCCAAAGAUUCCUAUGGCGAUCAAUCCCGAAGUCCAGAUGUCUACGCGAUGAAACUUAUGACGUUCGGGGCUACGUGCUCACCUAG